Vombatus ursinus (common wombat) is the source of this 342-nucleotide messenger RNA. Its product is annotated as small cysteine and glycine repeat-containing protein 7-like. The record is from RefSeq and is a predicted model, not a curated record. Bases 1 to 342 code for a protein of 113 amino acids. NCBI's taxonomy places the organism in Eukaryota, Metazoa, Chordata, Mammalia, Diprotodontia, Vombatidae. The transcript has a single exon.
AUGGGUUGCUGUGGCUGUGGUGGCUGUGGUGGCUGUGGCGGCUGCGGCGGCUGCGGUGGCUGUGGUGGCUGUGGCAGCUGCGGUGGCUGCGGUGGCUGUGGUGGCUGUGGUAGCUGUACCACCUGUACCUGCCGCCGUGUAGGCUGCUGCUCUGCCUGCUGCCCCUGCUGCUGUGGCUGCUGUGGAGGCUGCUGCAGCCCCACCGUUGUCUGCUGCCGUCGCACCUGCUGCUCUGGCUCCUGUGGCAGCUGUGGCUGUGGUUCUUGUGGCUGUGGCAAGGGCUGCUGCCAGCAGAAAUGCUGCUGCCAACAGUGCUGCUCUAAGAAGCAGUGCUGUUGCUAG